AUGGACUCGGCCGCAGUAGCGAUGGAGAUUCCCCACCAUGACGCACCCGUGUCGCUGAAGAAGAGCCGUACCGCGGCUCUGGAGGCCAUGGAGGACAUUGUCUACGGAUCAGUCGCCGGCGUUGUCGGAAAAUACAUCGAGUACCCCUUCGACACGGUCAAGGUCCGCCUCCAAUCCCAACCCGACAACCAGCCUCUCCGCUACAAGGGCCCGAUCGACUGUUUCCGUCAGUCCUUCAAGGCUGAAGGCUUCCGCGGCCUAUACCGCGGUAUUAGCGCACCGCUCGUCGGAGCCGCGCUCGAGAACAGCAGUCUGUUCUUCUUCGAACGGAUCGGUCGCGCCGCCGUAUACCAGUCGGGCUGGACGCCCCAAGGCCAGGAGCUGUCACUCUCGGCCCUGUGGUUCACCGGUGCCUUCUCCGGCUUCUUCACUUCAUACGUCCUGACGCCCGUCGAACUCGUCAAGUGCAAGAUCCAGGCCCCUGCCGGCGCCGACGGCUCGGGGGCACCACAGCAGCUGCGCCCGCUGUCUGUCGUCCGCGAUAUCUACCGCCACCAAGGCCUCAGGGGCUUCUGGCAUGGACAAAUGGGUACUCUGAUCCGCGAGUCGGGCGGCUGCGCUGCGUGGUUCGGCAGCAAGGAGACGGUGACGAAGAUGUUCAACGUGCUCAACGACCGGUCGGCCAAGACGCAAGGAGAGAGGGACGCCUUGGUUGGGAAGCCAUUGCCGCUGUGGCAACAGGCGCUGGCGGGCGCCUCGGGCGGUGUGUCAUACAACUUCCUCUUCUUCCCGGCCGACACAAUCAAGUCACGCAUGCAGACGGCAGCUAUCGGCGACGCGGCGCUGAACCGGUCAUUCUGGCAGGAAGGCGCGGCCGUGUGGCGGCAACACGGGCUGAGGGGUCUGUACCGGGGCUGCGGCAUUACGUGCCUUCGCUCAGCGCCCAGCUCGGCCUUUAUUUUCAUUGUUUUUGACGGCCUCAAGCGACACUUCCCUCUGCAAUAGAGGUACUUUUUUCCCUUUACACGUAUCAAAACCCUUUUGAGAUAUCCCUAGACUCGGGUGGUUGUGGCUGCUACUGUGGUUAGAAGGCGGGGAGGUGGUUUUAUACAACUUGGCAUUUAGAAGGCGUAAAAGGGGAUACGAUUCCGGAAACAGUACAUAUACUUAUACAUGUGCAUACACUUUGGGCGGCAUUGGCCCGGCUAGAUGGAUGUGGGUUUUCAAACAAAAGUUGGGAAGAGACGCAAGCGUAGAUUAUUGAGUCUUUUAUAUACAACCUUGAGUCAAAGGCUAUCCGAUUUGACUUGU
Molecule: messenger RNA, 1311 nt
Organism: Colletotrichum acutatum
Lineage: Eukaryota; Fungi; Ascomycota; Sordariomycetes; Glomerellales; Glomerellaceae
Product: mitochondrial carrier domain-containing protein
Exons: 2
Coding region: 1-1005 (334 amino acids)
Biological process (GO): mitochondrial L-ornithine transmembrane transport
Cellular component (GO): mitochondrion
Molecular function (GO): L-ornithine transmembrane transporter activity
Source: RefSeq, a predicted model, not a curated record